AUGGAAUAAUAAUUUUUCGAUCCAAUACUGACAUUAAUUGACGAAGUUGACAGCAAAUUAGAGGAAGAACACAAAUGCAUUUCAAUAAGUGAAACUAAAGAUUCUUCUAUGGUUGUGCAUAUAACAGUGGAGUAAAAUAAGCAACUAUAUCGCAACUUAUCUGAAAAAUCUAAGCGUACAGAUGAUCUUUCGAGAUCUAUUGUAGACAGGAGAAUAGAGGCAUAUCAGCACUUGAUUUCAAAAGGAGCUUUGGCGAAUCUAGGUAUACUAUAUAUUUUUAUAAUUGAAUUAGGAGCUAAUAAAGAUGGUGUAUAUUACUUAGUGGUGUAUGGAAGUGCUUAUUGCAAAGUUCAAGAUGCCAAUGAAAAGAUGAGAUUAACUGAAUCCUUUAGGACAGUAGUAUUGAGCUGCUGGUCGUUGAUAUAUAUUCACUCAGGACUAGGAGCGUUUCAGAAAGGAGCUCUAAAAACUUUCAAGGAGUUGUAUCUAGAUAUGGAUUAAGAACAUAAGAAUAAAAUCUUAGGCAUCUACGUAAUACAGCCAUCAAAAAUUUGUGACUUUGUGGAGUACCUCAGAUAAAAUGAGUUGGAUAAAUCAAUGUAUAUUAAAUUCAUUCAAUAAUUACCGCCAUCAGUUAGCCAGAUUUUCCAAAGUGAGCUAAUUUCAUAGUAAAAGGACUACCCUGAGUUGAUAUAACUGACUAAUUCUAUAAUUAAUCCAAAUGUAGAUUUUUAAUCUCCGGAAUUUCUUAAGAAAUAUGCUUAGGGACCUAAUGAGUUAUCUACAUAAUCAAGUAAUGAGUCACUUUCUAGUAUUAAUAAUACUCAUGACGUGAUUGGUAAAAAUCUGAGUAAUAUACCUUAAGUAUUCGUUCAAAUUUACAACUACUUUGAUCAAGAUGAAACCAGAUUUAAGACUAAAGAUCUGUUUAAAAAGUAAGAUAUUGAAAGUCUGAGGCUAGUUGAUAAUCUAGAGCAGCAUAUCUCAAUCGGGGAUUAUCAGUAUUUGAAUUAAAUGGGAGAUCCUACGAUUGUAGGUUGCUAUUUCAAGAGUGUGUUGAAGUAUAUGGAGGAGCCAUUGUGUACAUAUAAAGGUUAUAAAAAAUUCAAGAAGAUAUGCGAGAGAUUAUAUUUGGACUCAAUUGACAAGAUUAUAAAGCAUAUUCAAUAGGUCAUCUCAGAGAUGGAACCUGUGUAUCAAUAAACUUGGAAAUUUAUUUUGCACUUUUUUUUCGUAAUAACUGAGCACCAAGCAUCCAACAAGAUGAACAUAAAAAAUCUUGCUACAAUAUUUUCAGACAUUAUAUUUAGAUAAAAUGAGCUAAGUUCUAAUGAUAUGGUGAUGUGGAGAGUCUUUACAGAUCUUUUAUGCUUUAUGAUAAGAGAAAAUCAUAAGAUAUUUAGAAAUAGCAAGCAAAGAAAAAUUAGUUUAGUAUCUCCUGAGAAGAGUUCAAGUUCUGUUACAAUAUAAUCAGAUGACAUUCUGUCAAGCUAAUCAAGUUUACCUCCAGGCCAAUGA
This is a messenger RNA of Stylonychia lemnae, 1518 nucleotides long. The record is from the annotation of a GenBank genome assembly. Lineage: Eukaryota; Ciliophora; Spirotrichea; Sporadotrichida; Oxytrichidae.